Molecule: messenger RNA, 2460 nt
Organism: Trichoderma aggressivum f. europaeum
Lineage: Eukaryota; Fungi; Ascomycota; Sordariomycetes; Hypocreales; Hypocreaceae
Exons: 6
Coding region: 1-2460 (819 amino acids)
Biological process (GO): mitotic spindle disassembly; autophagosome maturation; retrograde protein transport, ER to cytosol
Cellular component (GO): nucleus; cytosol; VCP-NPL4-UFD1 AAA ATPase complex
Molecular function (GO): polyubiquitin modification-dependent protein binding; ATP hydrolysis activity; ATP binding
Source: RefSeq, a predicted model, not a curated record
AUGGCUUCUCAGCCUGAAGAGCACAAGAAGAAGGUCAACCUGACCGACCCCUCCGGCGCGGAGAUCAAGCAUGAAGAUGACACCGCCACUGCCAUUCUCAAGAAGAAGAAGAAGCCCAACCAGCUGAUGGUUACCGAUGCCGUCAAUGAUGACAACAGCAUCAUUGCCCUGUCCGAGGCUACCAUGGACACCCUCCAGCUCUUCCGCGGCGACACCGUCCUCGUACGAGGCAAGAAGAGAAAGGAGACAGUGCUCAUCGUUCUUGCCGAUGAGGAGCUUGACGAGGGAAGUGCUAGAAUCAACCGAGUCGUCCGUCACAACCUCCGAGUGAAGCACGGCGAUAUGAUUACCAUUUCUCCUUGCCCCGAUAUCAAAUAUGCCAAGCGAAUUGCUGUGCUCCCCAUUGCCGACACUGUCGAGGGCCUCACUGGCUCCCUUUUCGACGUUUUCCUUGCCCCAUACUUCCGCGAAGCCUACCGACCGGUAAAGCAGGGCGACCUGUUCAUCGUCCGUGGUGGUAUGAGGCAAGUCGAGUUCAAGGUUGUCGAGGUGGAUCCUCCGGAAUAUGGUAUCGUGGCUCAGGAUACCGUCAUUCACUGUGAGGGCGAGCCUAUCCAGCGAGACGAGGAGGAGAACAACCUGAACGAGGUCGGCUAUGACGACAUCGGUGGAUGCCGCAAGCAGAUGGCCCAGAUCCGAGAAAUGGUUGAGCUUCCUCUCCGCCAUCCUCAGCUCUUCAAGUCCAUUGGUAUCAAGCCGCCUCGAGGUGUCUUGCUCUACGGUCCUCCCGGUACCGGUAAGACUCUCAUGGCUCGCGCCGUUGCCAACGAAACCGGCGCUUUCUUCUUCCUCAUCAAUGGUCCUGAGAUCAUGUCCAAAAUGGCUGGUGAAUCCGAGUCCAAUCUGCGAAAGGCCUUUGAGGAGGCUGAGAAGAACUCACCCGCCAUCAUCUUCAUUGAUGAAAUCGAUUCCAUCGCCCCCAAGCGAGACAAGACCAACGGUGAAGUUGAGCGCCGUGUUGUGUCUCAGCUCCUUACCCUCAUGGACGGCAUGAAGGCUCGUUCCAACGUCGUCGUCAUGGCCGCCACCAACCGACCCAACUCCAUUGACCCGGCUCUGCGACGAUUCGGUCGUUUUGACCGUGAGGUGGACAUUGGUAUCCCCGACCCAACUGGCCGUCUGGAGAUUCUCCAGAUCCACACCAAGAACAUGAAGUUGGCCGAUGACGUCGACCUGGAGCAGAUUGCUGCCGAGACCCACGGUUACGUCGGUUCUGAUGUUGCCGCCCUCUGCUCCGAGGCUGCCAUGCAGCAGAUUCGUGAGAAGAUGGAUCUAAUUGACCUUGACGAGGAUACCAUUGAUGCCGAAGUCUUGGACUCCCUUGGUGUUACCAUGGAGAACUUCCGAUUCGCUCUGGGCGUGUCCAACCCCUCUGCUCUCCGUGAGGUCGCAGUCGUGGAAGUUCCCAACGUCCGCUGGGAGGAUAUCGGUGGUCUGGAGGAAGUCAAGCAAGACCUCCGAGAGAGCGUCCAGUACCCCGUCGACCACCCCGAAAAGUUCCUCAAGUUUGGUCUGUCCCCAUCCCGAGGUGUCCUCUUCUACGGACCCCCCGGUACCGGUAAGACAAUGUUGGCCAAGGCUGUCGCCAACGAGUGCGCUGCCAACUUCAUAUCCGUCAAGGGACCUGAGCUGCUCAGCAUGUGGUUCGGUGAAUCUGAGAGCAACAUCAGAGACAUCUUCGACAAGGCUCGAGCGGCUGCUCCUUGCGUCGUCUUCCUCGACGAGUUGGAUUCUAUCGCCAAGGCUCGUGGUGGCUCUGUGGGCGAUGCUGGUGGUGCCUCUGACCGAGUUGUCAACCAGCUUCUGACUGAAAUGGACGGCAUGACCUCCAAGAAGAACGUUUUCGUCAUUGGUGCUACCAACAGACCCGAGCAGCUCGACCCUGCUCUCUGCCGUCCUGGUCGUCUGGACUCGCUCAUCUACGUGCCUCUUCCUGAUGAGCCUGGCCGUCUUGGUAUCCUCAAGGCCCAGCUGCGCAAGACUCCCGUCGCUGCCGACGUUGACCUCGGCUACAUUGCUGCCAAGUCUCACGGCUUCUCUGGUGCCGAUCUGGGCUUCAUCACCCAGCGCGCCGUCAAGAUUGCCAUCAAGGAGGCCAUCACAGCCGACAUUGAGCGUACAAAGGCUCGCGAAGCCGCCGGCGACAAUAUGGAUGUUGAUGAGGAAGCUGAGGACCCUGUUCCUGAGCUGACCAAGGCCCACUUCGAGGAGGCCAUGCAGAUGGCUCGCCGAUCCGUCAGUGAUGUCGAGAUUCGCAGAUAUGAGGCCUUUGCCCAGCAGAUGAAGAACGCUGGCCCUGGUGCCUACUUCAAGUUCCCUGACGGAGCCGACGGUGCUGCCGGUGGCGACGCUGGCAACGCCUUCGGUGAUGCCGGUAACGACGACGAUCUCUACGACUAA